Molecule: messenger RNA, 465 nt
Organism: Kwoniella shivajii
Lineage: Eukaryota; Fungi; Basidiomycota; Tremellomycetes; Tremellales; Cryptococcaceae
Product: mitochondria fission 1 protein
Exons: 6
Coding region: 1-465 (154 amino acids)
Biological process (GO): peroxisome fission; autophagy of mitochondrion; mitochondrial fission
Cellular component (GO): peroxisomal membrane; mitochondrial outer membrane
Molecular function (GO): protein binding
Source: RefSeq, a predicted model, not a curated record
AUGCCUACUGAAUUACCUUACGCAGCGGAAGCUGAAUCUUCCCUUGGAUAUGAGGAGCUUCAAGUCUUGCGGACGCAGUAUUAUAAGGAAAUCGAACAAGGACAUGUCACCACUCAAAGUAAAUUUAAUUAUGGUUGGGGAUUAGUCAAAUCAUCUACUGCGGAACUUCAAACAGAAGGUGUAAAGCUACUACAAGAGAUAUAUUCCGCCUCCCCUGCACACCGGAGGGAAUGUACCUACUACAUCGCUGUUGGGUAUUACAAGCUGAAGAAUUACGCGUAUGCUAAGAAAUUCAAUGAUCUGCUCCUCUCUGUCGAACCAGAGAACAUGCAAGCUCAAUCUCUGCGCACACUGAUUGAUCAAGCUGUUCAAAGAGAUGGUUAUAUAGGUAUGGGUCUCAUAGCUGGUGCAGCAGCAGUGACGGGAUUGAUAGUUGCUGGACUUGUCAAACGUUCGAGAAGGUAA